CGGAAGUGAGCCUUGCGGGCUGUGGGCAGGAAAUGCCUGGCAAAGCGAGAGCAAGCGUGAUCGGCGCUUCUCCGGUGAAGUUGUCGGCGCACUUGCACGAAAAUGCGCCUCGGUUGACGUCGCCGCCGUCGUCAGCGUCCAGGGAGCGGCCACCACUCUCGCCCGUGGCCGGGCUUGUGUCACCCGCACGCUCGCUGUGAUUCCGCCCGAGGCAGGCAGGCAGGCAGGCAGGCAGCCUUCCCGGCCUGCUCGCCCAACACCCACACCCAAAAAAAAGGAGGUAUUUCGCUAUUUUUCCUCUGUUGUUUUGUUUUUCCCUCCCCCCACUCGCCGGCCAUGAGGGAAUACAAAGUGGUUGUUUUGGGCUCGGGCGGAGUCGGUAAAUCGGCUCUCACGGUUCAGUUCGUGACGGGCUCCUUCAUCGAGAAGUACGACCCCACCAUCGAGGACUUCUACCGGAAGGAGAUCGAGGUGGACUCGUCCCCGUCCGUGCUGGAGAUCCUGGACACGGCCGGCACCGAGCAGUUCGCCUCCAUGCGGGAUCUGUACAUCAAGAACGGGCAGGGCUUCAUCCUGGUCUACAGUCUGGUCAACCAGCAGAGCUUCCAGGACAUCAAGCCUAUGAGGGACCAGAUCAUCCGGGUGAAGAGGUACGAGAGGGUGCCCAUGAUCCUGGUGGGCAACAAGGUGGACCUGGAGGCCGAGAGAGAGGUGUCCUCCGGGGAAGGCAAGGCCCUGGCCCAGGACUGGAACUGCCCCUUCAUGGAAACCUCGGCCAAAAACAAAGCCUCCGUGGAUGAACUGUUUGCAGAAAUUGUCAGACAGAUGAACUACUCAACUGUUCCGGCUGGAGGUGACCAGUGUUGUUCUUGUGUUCUGCUCUAAAAACAAACCACACACAAUCGCAUAGUUGUGCUUUUUGAGAUCAUGCCUUUUUACUUUUGAAGUAUCUCUACUCACACUGUUGUCUUAUAGUUUCGCACAAGUUGACAACAAUGGGCGAUGUAUAAUAGUUUGGGUUGCAAAGGGGUGAGGGGUAAUUGGAAACUUUUCAUGAGAACGAAGUAGGAAUUGAAGGUAAUUUCAUCAAAUAGAAACGUUUUGUUUUGUCGUACAGCCUUUCAAAACAAACUGUUCUCCUUGCCCACACGGGAGAGCAUUACCCUGCCGUGAUUGCGCUUUAAAAUUGGGGCAUAAAAUUGACAAACUCUCAAGCUUUUACUCGUAAAAACUUGCAAGUUGGGGGUGGGGAUUGUAAUUUAAGGUAGUCCUUGUACUUGUUUGAAAUCUGGUUGUUUUAGACAGAAUUAUGCUAAAAUAUGUUUUCCCCAACUACAGUGGAGCUCCCGUGAUUGGGCUCGCUCCCUGUCCUGUGCAAAUAGUGAAAAUCUGCAAAUAAUUGACGCUCACAUGUAACUGCCAUUUAAAAUAAAUAUAUAUAUAUAUAUAUAUAUAUAUAUAUAUACAUAAUAAUUUGAAUUUGUGAAUGGUAAACUGCAAAUAUGUUAAUUCCUAUGGAAAGUUUCCAGGUUAAAAAAAUUCCCAGAAUUUUGCAACCCUAAUAAUAGUCUGGAAAUGUGUUUACAUAACAAAGUACUUGAAUGUUUUUGGGACUUUCUCUUUUUUCCAAAUAUAGCUUUCUUUGUAUAUUAUGACACUUCUCUGGAAACGUGCCUCAGUGGGAAUGUCUUUUUGUGAAACCUAAGAGACAUGCUUUUUUUUCCUUCUUCUUCUUAUGUACUGUUUUAAUAAUCUCUUGUGCUCAGUGGUGGAGUCAGUGUUAUGUCAGUCACUUUUAAGAUAUUUUUGGGGGUGUGAAAGUCCGUAAAAGCAUUGGUUACUGGCCUAGGGAUGGGCAUUUUGACAAUGGGGAACAUUUUGUUUCUUUUUAGAAAUUUUUUAUAUUAUUAUUAUUAGAAGUGUCGGCAUGGUGGACAGCUGGUUAGCACAUCUGCCUCACAGUUCUGAGGACCCGGGUCGAAUCCGGCUUCAUCUGUGUGGAGUUUGCCUGUUCUCCCUGUGCCUGCGUGGGUUUUCUCCGGGUACUCCGGUUUCCACCCACAUCCCCUAAACAUGCAUAGUAGGUCAAUUGAAAACUAAAUUUCCUGUUGGUGUGAAUGAUUGUUAUAUAUGCCCUGAUAUUGCCUGGCAACCAGGUCAGGGUGUACUCCGCCUCUCACCUAAAGUUAGUUGGGAUAGGCUCCAGCGCGCCUGCGAGCCUCGUGAGGAUAAGCGGAAUGGAAGGAUAUUAGAGGUUAGAAAAUGCAAAGACAUUUUUUUAUUUUUUUCCCCACCUUGUACAUACCUUUUUAUGUCAAGAAUAACCCCUUUCUAGCUUUUGGUUUAACAAGUAAACAAAACCAUAUUCUUCUUCAGGGUUGCAAACUAGUUGAGACUGAAUCAACAGCGCCUCAGCUGAUUGCUCUCGAGUACUGCACUUAAUUUUGCUCCAAGGUGCGAUUCGUCGAGCGUUGAAAAGUGGUUAGCAUGUCUGCCUUCAAGUUCUGGGGUUCGAAUCUCGGCUCCAGGCCUUCCUGUGCGGACUUUCCAUGUUCUACAGCUUCCUCCCACAUUCAACAAACAUGAAUGUUAGAUUCAUCGAAGUCCAAAUACUGCAUUUCUGGGUUUGGAACGGCGUGUUGUCCAGCUUCCUUGCUAUGUCAGGUAAAUUGAAGACUCAAAUUGUCCAUAGGUGAAAAUGUGAGUAUGCAUGGCUGUUUGUUUCUUUGUGCCCUGUGAUUGGCUGACAACCAGUCCAAGGUGUACUCCACCUUUUGCCCAUAGUCAGCUGGGAUAGGCUGAUGGACGUGAUUAGUCAGCAAUCAAUUCCACACUUCUUUUUUUUUUUUAUCAAGUUAAUUUAUGGAUUAUUAUGCCCAUCCCUAGAAUGAAACUUCUCCAUAUAUAUAUAUAUAUAUAUAUAUAUAUAUAUAUAUAUAUUUUUUUUUUUUUUUUUCAACCUUUCCCCCCCUCCCCCAUUUUCCAAGGUGUUGGAAGUGUAUUAAUGAUGGAACUUGGACUUUGUGCACAAGGACCUUUAGUGCGUUGCUGUCGCUGCAUGGGGUCACGUCACGAUGACCCCAUGUCAAGUGCCUUCCCUGCGACUGUGCCAAGUGACGAGCCCUCCUUCCUCUGCAGUGCGUCUCCAUGGCAAUCAGAACUUUUAUUUUUUAUUUUUAGCAAUUACCUAGUUUUCCCAAUCAGGCCCAAUGUUGAGGUACUGCAGUGAAGAAGCCAUGUGUGAUGGUGUUCAGUUGUUUUGUUUUUCCUUGAAGAUGUGAUGAGAACUUUUUAUUGUGAUGUUUCUAACUUUGGACAAAAAUCUGUGAUUUUCCUUGUCAGUUUUGAGAGCCUUGUAAUACAAAAAAAAAGCAUUUUAUGUA
Phycodurus eques (leafy seadragon) is the source of this 3383-nucleotide messenger RNA. Its product is annotated as ras-related protein Rap-2b-like. The transcript has a single exon. The record is from RefSeq and is a predicted model, not a curated record. Gene Ontology annotation, biological process: negative regulation of cell migration; Rap protein signal transduction. Bases 337 to 885 code for a protein of 182 amino acids. Gene Ontology annotation, cellular component: plasma membrane. Lineage: Eukaryota; Metazoa; Chordata; Actinopteri; Syngnathiformes; Syngnathidae. Gene Ontology annotation, molecular function: GDP binding; GTP binding; GTPase activity.